AGGCUGCGUAAAAAAAGAGACAGCGGUGGCAGGAUAGCUCGAAAAAUGUGCACGUUUGCCUUGUAAAGUUGUUGACUCAAGUUUCUCAAGCUUUUCAUGUCACAAUUUUUUUUUAACCUCAAGUCUCUAGUUUCCUGCCUGAUUUUUAUCCAAGACAAAUAUCGCAAUUAAUAGCAUGCAAUCCUCCAGUCUACCAGAUUUAAGCACGAUUCAUGGAAAAGAAGGGAGUCAACAGUGGAUCUCUCCUUAUCAACCAAGAGUCCAAUCAAAGCUUUUGGAUAAGUCAUCUAGUGAGCCGUCAUCACCUCAACCCAGGCACAAGGAUACAGGAUCAAACAAGAGAAAAGACUCCUCUAGAAGAGACCAUUCACACACCAGUAAAUAUUCCAGCAACAGUUAUGAGGACGUCAGUGAACCCAGGUGGACAGGAAAACUUUCUCAGUCUACACCCUCAAGCAGUGCAAGUAGUCUGUCUGGACGAAACUGGCCACCUAGCAAGAUAGAUAUCAGAAACCAGCCUGAGCCUUCAAGCUAUAGCAAAUAUACGGGGCAAUCCAUGUAUGCCACAGCUCCACCUGAAGGAUAUCCCUUGGCAGCAUUUGAUGCAGCAUCAGUGGCUUAUGUGGCUCCUCAACAGCGACAUGAAGCCUAUCCCCUUGAUGGCUUUGCCACCCCUACCGGGCUCACCAGUAAACCAAGGACGGCGUCAAGUGCUGCAAGCACAGAUGAUGAUAAACUUGACUCUCUGAUCAGAGCAAAAGAUGAGCUCAUCAGACAGAAGGACCAGAUCAUUGAAAGACAAAAGAAAUCCAUCCAGCAGCUUCAGCAGCAGCAGCUGAACCUUGACGCCAAGCUACAGCACAUGCUGGUGACAAGGUCAUGUGGUCAGGAGGGCAUGGUCACUGUCAAGCUACAGGAGUACCAGUGUGAGAUUGCACAGCUAAGGGCAACCAUUGCACAGAUUACGUCGGAUAGGGAUGUUGAAUUAGACAAACUGAAGAGAAAGUUGGGGGAAACAGAGUACAUUCUUCAACAAAUGGAUUCAAGUGUUAAACAGACAGCUGCUAUCAAGGAAAAGGAUGUUGACUCCCUACAGCAACAGCUUGCUGAGAAGGACAGAAGGAUUGAAGAACUCAACUCGAAACUUGAGAGCUCCAAAAAAGAUGUCCUCAAUUCAAAGCGCCGGGCAGAGAGUCUAGAACGCUACCUUUCUGAUGUCCCAACAGUGGAAGAACACCAGAAGACUCUCAAAACUCUGAAAGAUGUCCGUGAGGAAUGUGAACGCCUCCAGGAAAUAAUCACCAACAAGGAUAAAAAACUUGCGCAUCUGAAUAAAGCAUAUGGGGUCAAGUCGGAGGACCUAAAAAAGCUGCACAAACAAAACAAAGCUUUGAAGGAGAAAGUAGAGAACCAGGAAAAAUGUCUGGAGAAGUUUAAGGCAAAUGGCCCAGUAUCUGAAGUUGAGUAUGAAGACCUGAAAAUGGAGAAUGAACGACUUCAGGCAGAACUCAGCCGUACUAAAAAGGUCCUUGAGGCGAAGCAUAAAAAGAUGAAGUCAUUCCACGAGCAAUCUCAGAAAGAUCAGAAGGCUCUUGAAGAACGAUUGGUCCAGGAGGAGAACAUGGUAGUUGCACUGAGGGAUGAAGUGAAUAGUCGUGACCAAUCUAUCAGAGAAUUGAGGAAGUCCAUCAAAGAGGUGUCAUGUCAGAUGCAGGACCUUAUGGAAUCCAACUUAAACUUGAAGUCGGCGUGUGAUAAGUACGAAAAGGCGAACUCGAAGGAAAAGCGAGAAGCAAACAGCAGACUGUGGAGGGAAAUGGCCCGUUGCGCGUCUGACCUUAAGGGCGUGGUUCAGCUCUGUUCGGCCAGAAAGAACGGCGAAGAUCCAAACAUAUCACUUCUCUUUGGAAGCAAAGGUAAUACCACCGUGACAGAGGAAUUUGGCGAGUUCACUGAUGAUGUUGACAGUGUAAACAAAAGAAUACUAAAACUAAAUGAGCUACAAACAGAAAUAGAAGCGUUAAGAACAUUUAUCUCCGAUCAGUAUGCAGAGGACAUUGGUAAUAACUGUACCACGCAAUGAUAGGGCGUGUAGCCACAUUGCCUUGCCGUUCUGUUUGGGUUUCCUGUGGAGGAUGAGAGUUGUGGUGUCACAAUAUGCCUCACGAUUCGUCUCCCGGUACGAAGGUCAGGGAAUGGGGCAUAAUGCAUUUAACAAGCGAACAGUGUAGGCACUGUUCUCUGGUCAAAUCGCUUGCGUUCCUUGCAAUGCAUAGCUCAUUCUUUUGACGAUGUUGAAUGGACGGUAAAUUCACUGAAUGGAAUCGACAUGAAAGCCACCACUCUAGAAUAUAAGUUUCAAUAUCGAAAUUUAGCAAAUGCUAGAUCAACUAUUUAUAGCAAAUGAUAUAUAUUUUGUAAAUAAAUGUAAUUAUUGUAUAUACGGAUUAUAUAGAGACAGGAGACCAUUAUGGUCUCUUGAUAGAGAUAAAUAUUAAAGUAUACUUCAAUAAAAAUUAUUCCAUUCAACUUGA
Molecule: messenger RNA, 2534 nt
Organism: Nematostella vectensis (starlet sea anemone)
Lineage: Eukaryota; Metazoa; Cnidaria; Anthozoa; Actiniaria; Edwardsiidae
Product: centrosomal protein of 85 kDa
Exons: 17
Coding region: 176-2083 (635 amino acids)
Cellular component (GO): centrosome
Source: RefSeq, a predicted model, not a curated record